GCCGACUUUCUCUCCCUUUCGGAAACCCCCCCCUCCCUCUUCUCCCACUACCACCGCCAACCCGCUUCGUUUGCUGGAGAGAGACCCGUUCUUCCUCCGAACCAGGCAUCCAAACCGCAACCAUGGAGGGCUCUUCAGAUAUCAACACCGUCCUCACCAACUCGCUGAGUCCUGACGCGACCCUGCGACAUGCUGCUGAACAGCAGCUCAGCCAAGCCGCUGUGACAAACUUCUCUCAAUACCUCGUGACACUUGUCCAAGAGUUGGCAAAUGAGAGCGCCCAGAGCCACAUCCGAGCGGCGGCCGGUAUCGCCCUCAAGAACGCCUUCAGUGCUCGCGAGUUCGCUAGGCAAGCAGAGCUCCAAGCAAAAUGGCUUCAGCAGACAGACCAAGACACAAAGACACGGGUGAAACAGCUCACCCUCGAGACCCUCGCCUCCAGCAGUACCCAGGCAAGCCAGGCCUCGGCGCAGGUUAUCGCGGCUAUCGCUACCAUCGAGUUACCACGAAACGAGUGGCCAGACCUUAUGCACGCCCUGGUCAAGAAUGUUAGCGAGGGAAGCGAGCACCAGAAGCAGGCCUCUCUGACCACCAUCGGCUUCAUCUGCGAGAGUCAAGAUGUCGAUCUACGAAACAGCCUGGUUCAACAUUCCAAUGCCAUCCUCACAGCUGUUGUCCAAGGUGCUCGCAAGGAGGAGCCCAACCGCGAAGUCCGACUUGCCGCCAUUACCGCCCUCGGCGACUCUCUCGAGUUCGUCGGUAACAACUUCAAGCAUGAGGGCGAGCGCAACUACAUUAUGCAGGUUAUUUGCGAGGCGACACAGGCUGAGGACUCUCGGAUACAGCAGGGUGCUUAUGGCUGCCUCAACCGCAUCAUGGCCCUCUACUACGAGAACAUGCGCUUCUACAUGGAAAAGGCUUUGUUUGGUCUCACCAUCCUGGGCAUGAAGAGCGAUGACGAGGAUGUGGCCAAGCUUGCAGUUGAGUUCUGGAGUACCGUUUGCGAAGAGGAGAUUGCUAUUGAAGAUGACAAUGCUCAGGUUGAGAGCUCGGAGCAGAUGCGCCCCUUCUACAACUUCGCCCGCGUUGCUACACUCGAAGUAGUCCCUGUACUCCUACAGCUUCUCACCAAGCAAGAUGAGGAUGCGGCUGAUGACGAGUACAACAUUUCGCGUGCUGCGUACCAGUGUCUCCAACUCUACUCUCAGGCUGUCGGUGCGGCAAUCAUCCAGCCAGUCAUCCAGUUCGUUGAAGCCAACCUUCGCGCUGACGACUGGCACCUCCGUGAUGCCGCUGUUUCUGCUUUCGGUGCCAUGAUGGACGGCCCCGAGGAGAAGUUGCUCGAGCCUAUCGUCAAGUCUGGCAUGCAGCCCUUGAUCGGCAUGAUGGAGGAUCCCUCUUUACAUGUUCGUGACUCGACCGCAUACGCUCUUGGCAGAAUUACAGAGACUUGCUCGGAAGUGAUCGAUCCCGCUGUUCACCUUGACCCCUUGAUCACCUCCCUGUUCAACGGCCUCAUGAGCAGCCCCAGAAUGGCCGCGUCCUGCUGCUGGGCUUUGAUGAACCUCGCGGAACGUUUUGGCGGCGAAUACGGUGCCGCGCAAAACCCCAUUACUCCUCACUUCAACCAGUGCGUGACCAACUUGCUCGCCGUAACGGCGAAGCUUGACGGUGACGCUACAGUUCGCACCGCUGCCUACGAGGUUCUUAACGUGUUUGUGCAGAAUGCUGCCAACGACAGUCUCCCUGCUGUUGCAUCCCUCUCGGAUGUUAUCCUCCAACGUUUGGAGGAAACCCUGCCCCUGCAAUCCCAAGUUGUCAGCGUUGAAGACAAGAUCACUCUCGAGGAUAUGCAGACCAGUCUCUGCACCGUGCUCCAGGCAAUCAUCCAGCGCUUGGACAAGGAGAUCACUCCCCAAGGCGACCGCAUUAUGCAGGUUCUGCUUCAGCUCUUGAACACUAUUAAUGGCAAGUCGGCCGUUCCUGAAGGUGUCUUUGCAGCCAUCAGCGGUCUUGCGAACGCCAUGGAGGAGGACUUUGCCAAGUACAUGGACGCUUUUGCUCCCUUCCUUUACAAUGCCCUGGCAAACCAGGAAGAGCCGAGUCUCUGCUCUAUGGCUAUCGGCCUGGUCAGUGAUAUCACUCGCUCCAUGGGCGAACGCAGCCAGCCAUACUGCGAUCAGUUCAUGAACUAUCUCCUUAACAAUCUCAGGAGCACUGCUCUUGCCAACCAGUUCAAGCCUGCAAUCCUGCAGUGCUUCGGCGAUAUUGCUGGCGCUAUUGGCGGUCACUUUGAGGCUUACCUCUCGGUUGUUGCUGUUGUCCUUCAGCAGGCUGCUACCGUUACCGCUUCCGCCGAGGGCUCUUAUGAGAUGUUCGACUAUGUGAUCUCUCUCCGUGAGGGUAUUAUGGAUGCCUGGGGUGGCAUUAUCGGUGCCAUGAAGGGCAGCGACAAGACCAACGUUCUCGAACCCUACGUUCAGUCGAUCUUUGAGCUUCUUAACACUAUUGCUCAGGAUCCUAACCGCAGCGAAGCCCUCAUGCGGGCCGCUAUGGGUGUCAUAGGUGAUCUUGCGGACGCAUAUCCCAACGGCCAGCUGGCCGAAGUCUUCCGUCAGGACUGGAUCACCGCCAUGAUCAAGGAGACUCGGUCGAACCGCGAGUUCCAGCAGCGUACCAUUGAGACUGCUCGGUGGGCGCGCGAGCAGGUCAAGCGUCAGAUCAGCGGCACCCAGGGCAUGAUCCAGACAUGAGGUUCACUCAGCCCUGAGGACAAUCCCAAAGGUGCUCUCUCAGCUCGUCGGCCCUCAGGGCCACUAGCGUUACUUCAAGCACUUCACUCCCGUAGUCGCUUUGGAAGAUGCAUUAUCCCAUCACUACCCCCAAGCCC
Molecule: messenger RNA, 2890 nt
Organism: Neurospora hispaniola
Lineage: Eukaryota; Fungi; Ascomycota; Sordariomycetes; Sordariales; Sordariaceae
Product: ARM repeat-containing protein
Exons: 6
Coding region: 123-2753 (876 amino acids)
Biological process (GO): protein import into nucleus
Cellular component (GO): nucleus; cytoplasm
Molecular function (GO): nuclear import signal receptor activity; small GTPase binding
Source: RefSeq, a predicted model, not a curated record